Messenger RNA from Pneumocystis murina B123, 903 nucleotides. RefSeq lists its product as hypothetical. The transcript is spliced from 4 exons. The coding region runs from base 1 to 903 and encodes 300 amino acids. Gene Ontology annotation, biological process: DNA damage response; DNA replication. Lineage: Eukaryota; Fungi; Ascomycota; Pneumocystomycetes; Pneumocystales; Pneumocystaceae. Gene Ontology annotation, cellular component: nucleus. The record is from RefSeq and is a predicted model, not a curated record. Gene Ontology annotation, molecular function: double-stranded DNA binding.
AUGGGAGGAAGAGCAGAGAAGGGAACACCUAAAUGGCUUGCAAAUCGUAUGAAAUCAAAGGGUCUUCAGCGUCUUAGAUGGUAUUGUCAAGUUUGUGAAAAACAGAUGCGUGAUGAGAAUGGUUUUAAAUGCCAUACUCAGUCAGAAGCACAUGUUAGACAAAUGUUAUUGAUUGGGGAAAAUCCAAACCGACAUAUUCAUAAUUAUUCAGUAGAAUUUAAAAAUAACUUUAUUCAAUUAUUAAGGACAUCUCAUGGUGAAAAACGAGUUCAUGCAAAUCAUUUUUAUCAGGAGUAUAUUGCAGAUAAGGGGCAUUUAAGAAUGAAUGCAACCCGAUGGGUUACAUUAACAGAAUUUGUAAAAUAUCUUGGAUAUGAGGGGAUAUGUAGGGUUGAUGAAACGGAUAAAGGGCUGUAUAUUUCAUGGAUUGAUAAUUCACCUGAAGCGUUACGCCGUCAACAGUCUAUUAUCAAAAGAGAUCGUCAAGAUAAGGGAGAUGAAGAAAGAGAACUUAAAAUGAUCAAUGAGCAAGUUGAAAGGGCAAAGAAGAUGGUAAAAGAUGACGAACAGGAUCAUGAAAAUGUUAUAAAAGAAUUAAAAAGAAAUGAAAAUAAAAUUUCAAUUUCAUUAUCAAAACCAUCUGUUCAUCAAGAAAAUGCCUUAUCUAUUUUACAGGAAGAUGAAAAGUCUCGUUCUAAUAAAAUUUCUUCUCUAAAAAAGCAGGAAAAUGUGUUUAAGACUUUAGCUAGAUCUACUCCGCCAAAACAAAUACAAAAUAAGGAAAAAAAACCAUUAACUACUGCAGAAAAAAUUAUUUUAGAAGAAAUGGAAGAGCGUAAAAGAAAGGAAAUGCAAAGAGACAAUCAUUUUGAUUCAAAACGGCGUCGUGUUCAUCUUAACUGA